GUUGUUUUCAAGUUUUCGAUUUUUCCACACACACAACACUGAAAUGGAAACCAAGAACCCCGAGUUCUAUGUGCGCAACGGCUUGGACGAUGAGUUCGAUAGCUUCUGGGACAAGGUCAGUUGCUUCGCGGCCAACUCCUUUCCCUUCGAGGAGCGGUGUGCCUUUGUGAAGAAGGCCAAGGACUGCAAUCGGAGCACCAAUGUGGUGCCCUACAUGAGGAUCAUGGCCUGCGAUCUGAAUUGCGUGAAUGACUUCGAGCAGCUGAUCUUCCUCACAUUGUUCUUGGCGUUCUGCUUUGUGAUACUGCUCCUACUGAUCCACGUAUGCAACAAUUACUACAGUCCAGCUCUGAAGGCCGUAUCAAGGAUCCUCCGCAUGAACGAGCACGUCGCGGGCGUGACCUUGUUGGCCUUUGGAAACAGCUCCGCCGACCUGUUCUCCAACCUGGCCAGUGUUAAGGCGGAUGUGCCCGUUUUUGCCAAUAGUCUGGCCGCCGCCCUGUUUGUGUCCAUGGUUUCGGGGGGGCUAAUCUGCUACAUGUUUCCCUUCAAGAUGAAUGCCUACGAGAGUGUUCGGGACAUUUUGUUCCUUAUCCUCGGAUCGAUGAUGCUUCAAUACUUUCUGGAAACCGGUCAGCAAGUUUCCGAGUCGGAAUUCAUAUGUCUGUCUCUUAUAUACAUUUUUUACAUAUUUGUGAAUGUGGUGGAUGUAUAUCUUAUCCGGAGGGCCUUAAUCUCAACAAAUGCCCAAAUCGAUGCGCUGUUGGAAGGGGAAAUGACCCCGGUGAAGAGAAAGAAACUGAGCGAACUGGAGAAACAGCAGGAGAUUUAUACCCGCGAUAUAGAAGUGGAGAUAUUCGAGAAGAAAAACUCGGGUCCGAACAUUAACAAGAUGCGGUACACGACCUUGCGAAUGGCCCGAAACACUCGCGUAAGCGUCGACAAAAAAGUAACCCGGAAUGUGAAGCAUAACAGGGCGCAGGGAAAGAAUUUUGGAAUAUGCAGGGACUUCUACUUGGCCAUAAGACCCAUUACGUGCGAGAAGUGGCGAAAAGCCAACAUGAUCGAGCGGGCCAUAAUGUUGGUAAGAACGCCGGGCGUAAUCCUGUGCAUCAUCUACAUCCCCCUGGUGGACUACGAAAUGGACAAACAUGGCUGGAACAAGCUCCUGAAUUGCCUUCAGGUAAUGCUAAAUCCGGCCAUGUCCAUUAUAGUCAUCAAAGCUUUGUUGAGCUCUAGGGGCAACUCGUUGUGGUACGUUGCCAUAACGAAGGAGUACAUAUACGGACUUUACUCCCUUCCCAUAACCAUGCCAAUAGCCAUUUUUAUGUUUUUCCAAUCCCGAACCGAUGUGCCACCAUUUUACCAUUCGGUGUUUACCGUAAUGAAUUUGACUGGCUCCAUGUUUAUGAUCUUUAUUUGCGCCACGGAAAUAGACAAGGUCCUGGAGGUGCUUGGACAUAUAUUGGAGGUCGAAGACGACUUUAUGGGCGCCACGGUGAAGGCUUGUACGGGCAGCCUGGGUCCCCUAAUCGCCAACAUCGCAAUGGCCAUGCACGGCUAUCCGAAGAUGGCCUAUGCCUCGGCCAUCGGAGGACCUUUCUUCACCGUCGUCUUAUCCGCGAGCACUGUGCUGCAUGUCCGAAACCUAGUUGGCUUCAAGGUCACGAACAUAAGCCAACAGGGCAAUUAUGGUGGAAAUGCUUUUAUUUUUCUAAAUUUGGGACUAUUUCUAACACUUCUCUGGUCCACAACGCUGGGCUUUUUCGCUAGACGAUCCGUCGGUAUCUUUUGUAUCGUCUUCUACGGUGUCUACUUGCUUUUUGCUAUCCUAAUCCAUAAGAAAGUCAUACAUUCGUUUUCUGAGGACAUGCCACUUCAAGCCGCUUUCGGAGAUAUCUAGGAGGCAAAAAUAUAAAUUCUGGGUAUUUUAUUAAUGAAUAAAUAAAAUAUUUUUAAAGUUUA
This is a messenger RNA of Drosophila takahashii, 1965 nucleotides long. Its product is annotated as mitochondrial sodium/calcium exchanger protein. NCBI's taxonomy places the organism in Eukaryota, Metazoa, Arthropoda, Insecta, Diptera, Drosophilidae. Gene Ontology annotation, molecular function: calcium:sodium antiporter activity. The record is from RefSeq and is a predicted model, not a curated record. Gene Ontology annotation, cellular component: membrane. Gene Ontology annotation, biological process: monoatomic cation transport; transmembrane transport; intracellular calcium ion homeostasis.